AUGCAUACAGAGACGGAGCAGCCGCUCGGCGUGCUGGAGGAGCUUAGCAGCGAUGCGUCCUUUAUCUCGCGCGGACAAUCUACCGACGUGCGCAACACCAUUGAGCUACUCGGCCACGGCGACCAAAUUUCAGCCGUCGCAUCGAACCCCGCGGAUCCAAACAUUGUUGCUUCUGCGAGCAUCGACAAGACGGUAAGGCUAUGGGACUUGCGUGCACGGGGUGCCGUACGCAUUGUGCAAACGACAGGCAGCAAUAUCAAUUUGUCAUACAGCCCUAAUGGCCAGUACCUUGCAGUCGGCGACAAGACCGAAACUGUCUCGCUCAUCGACACCAUACAAGGCGCGCGGGUUCAAACGAUAAAAGACGGCAGUGUGGACCGCGAAGAAAUCAAUGAAAUGGUGUGGUCGCCCGAUGGCUCGCUCCUCCUCUUGCCCAUGGGCAGCGGCAAGAUCCAUUUUCUGCGCUUCCCCGACAUGAUCGACGAGGCCAGCGCUCAGACGCAAGGCCACGGCAUUAAUCCUGCGUGGAAGCAAGUGCUGCAGUACCCUGCGCAUCCUUCUGCCAUUUUUUGUAUACGAUGGGACCCAACGUCGCGUCUGGUCGCGACGGGCGCUGCCGACAGCACCGUCGCGCUGUGGGAUGCGGUGGAGUGGGUCUCGAAGCACGAUUUUUCUUCUUUGAAAUAUCCCGCACGCACACUCGACUUUUCCUACGACGGAGAAUGGCUUGCAACCGGCGGCGAAGACGCAACAGUGCAUCUUAUCCCCGUGAACGCAACGGUGAACUCACUUGCAUGGCAUCCUUCCAAGCUUUUGCUUGCAUACAGCGGCGUAGAAACGGGCGCACAGAGCACCGCGCCCGGCGCACCACCACGCACGACGCCCAUUUAUCUCUAUAGCGUACCGCCGUAG
Molecule: messenger RNA, 912 nt
Organism: Malassezia vespertilionis
Lineage: Eukaryota; Fungi; Basidiomycota; Malasseziomycetes; Malasseziales; Malasseziaceae
Exons: 4
Coding region: 1-912 (303 amino acids)
Biological process (GO): mRNA export from nucleus
Cellular component (GO): THO complex part of transcription export complex
Molecular function (GO): protein binding
Source: RefSeq, a predicted model, not a curated record